UAACAAAUUUUCGACUUCUUUAUCAAAUUUAUCUUCCAAUUGCCAACUAAUUGUUCAUAAAAAUAAAUACUAACCACAGUUAUACUUUCCUUAGAGAAGAUUUGAUGCAUGCAAUCAAGCAAGAAGUAUGAAAAAUAUGUAACUAAUUUCAUACUUGUAGCCCUUAAGAUUAUUAAGUGUUUCUGAAGCAGUAAGAAUUUUGCUGAAAUCAUCCUUCGAUUGGAAUUAAUCGAUCUUUCAAAAGUCCUACUCUACCAUGAAAUCCGAAAUCAUAUUAAUCUGAGAAAUGUAUUAAGAAGAAAUGGAAAAUGCCUAAGAAAUUCUCAAAAUUUACUAGCAAUACGUUCUUAAUAUUUUUUUAUAACCUUCUUGACGUCACCUACCACUAUUAACAGCCCUAAUACACAUUUUUUUGCCCACAAUACAAUUACCUAGUAACCGAUCAAGUUGCACUCUUAUCAAAGGAAGCUUCAAACAUUUUUUUGAACCAUACUAAUUUGCAAAAAUAGAUCUUAGAGCUCCUCAACGUGAAACUUAAACAUAAAUCCGUCCAGAUUUCUUGCUCUUAGAAUUGUACUACAUACUUACCUACAUAUAUGUACAUAUAUAGCAUAUACUAUACUAAACCACUUCCCAAUUGGUAAAACCGCAGCAUAGCAUUGUUUUUAUGCGCCAUGCGUGUGUACAGACCUUCAGAAUGCUCGCCACUCACUGAUCACUGCGUAUGAGUCAUCGACAUCUUUGCCGGUUUGCUAUCAACCAACAACGGCCCGAACAAGCUGUUUAACAGCCAACCAAUUAACCACUUACACAUUUCUCUACUAACCAGUUGCCGCGUGCAGGUAACAGAAUACAAAAACAACAACAAACUUACAGAAAAAACUGAAAAGAAAAAACACUUACAUUUGUAAGUGUGCAAGUUGACUUCAUAACAGGCCGCACAACAACACAUUUUACUUCUUUUAAUAAUUAUUUGUUGGCUGUUAAGGUGCGAGUAAACAGAUCGUAAAAGCUGUUUUCGUUGCCAUUUUAGAAAAGUUGCAAAAUAAUAUUGCCAUAAAACAGAUAAAGUAAAAUAAAUAGAGAAAUCAAAUAAAAGUAUACAGAAAAGUACAUGAGAAACCAACAACACACAACGGAAAUACACUUAAGUGAGAAAAAAGCAUAGUAAAAGCGAAUAAAACGCGAACAUAAAUAAACUCGUGCUGCCGACAUGCCUUUCGGUAGUAGUGCCAGUGCGCUGGCAUUGCGCUUUGCCUCACUGCUGCUGCCGACUUCGUUGGCCGUCGCCAAGGCAGCUUCGGGUGGCAAAACGGCUGCCAGCAAGGAUUGCCAUGGCAAGAUUUGUAGACCAGUUGAAGAGUACUGCUCGAACUUCCUCGAAGGCUGUGAUCAAUGUGAAUACAUCUGUAAUCCGGAAUCGCAAAAUUUCCAUGCGGACAGCUGUGCAAGGGAAUGUGCCGAUUACAAAAUAUACGAUCCGCUCAAAGCCGAAAUACACAGCAUACACGAACAACAAAAUACCAUACUGAUCCUGCUGAUCGUGCUGCUCACGCUCAUCGCCGCACGCUACAUCUACAAGUGUAUAUGCUGGCUGCGACGCAAACGUUUCUGUGCGCUGCUGCUAAAGAAGCUGCAUAAACACCAUGAAGCAGCCGGCGCUGGAGUGAACAGCAAAGACAUGGUCAUCGGUGCUACAAUACCGAAUGUGAUGGCCAUAAAUGGCGCUAUGGAGCGGGCGCCAUCGCAGAUCUACAGCGUGACAGGUGCCGAAGGUUCGGUUAUGACAUUGACUACACCAGUGAGUACGCGCUAUCCGGCGGAGAACAGCACUCCGUCAACAACUGUGACGGGUGAAUACUCAUAUGAUAAUCAGGCGCUCGCCGUGACGCCUGUUUCGGAGAAACCAAAUGGCAGUGUACGUGCGUUUUGAUCCUAUCUAACAUACGUGGGAGUUGUGGCUGUUGUCGAAAUUGUUUUAAGGCAAAGUAAUUCAUAUUUAAUAUUCAAAACCUUAGUGCAAACAUUUUUUGUUAAUGCUGAGACUUCUAGCGAUGCACAAAUUUGAUCUUCAUCGAUCGAACAGUGGUCACAGUUUCGGUAUUGUAAUAGCAAUACUAAAUUUUUUUUUUUUUGCAUAUUUGAAGUAAUUAUUGAAAAAGUAUCUAUAUUUGAAAAUCGCAAUAGUGAACGGUAGUGAUGGCACCUUGCCGUAAACAGUAAUCGCACAAAUGCUCAGCGUGUAACUGAUCGUGAGCAUGAUGAUAAUGCGAAAACCCGUUGAAAAUCUAUGACUAUAAUAAUCGCUGAAAUUUCCCUAAAUAUAAUAGAAGCUGCGGUUCAGCUAAGCAAUUUCAUAGCGUAUAUUUAAAUAAUUAAAAUUUUCAAUAUUUUUUUCUAUUGCAAAUUCAGUGAGAAUCAUCAAUGACUCAUAUUUUGGCGUGUUGACGUUAAUCACAUACUCAUGUACUUAAAGUUAGUAAUUUAUUUAGUUUUAAAAGAAUGAAGAAAAAGAGAGAAGACAUCAGUUGAACUAGCAACGUAAACAUCAUUGAGAAAGUAUUAAACAGCUGGGUAAGUACUUAAGUAUGAUUUUACAAAUUAAAUUAUCGAUGUAAAUCCCAAAAAGUACUGACUAAUAACGAUUUUUUGUAUUGGUUCGAGAUAUUGAUUUGAUUUAAUCAAGCACUGUAAAACAUCACGUCCAUUUUGUAAGUGAUAUUUAUUCUUUAAAAGUAGCGAGUAAGUUUUGCUUCCAUUUUAAAUACUAUGUACUUACGGAUAAGCAAUAUAUUAGAUAUAACAGAUAUUUUAAUAAAAUUAUACUCUUUGAUUAUGA
Molecule: messenger RNA, 2839 nt
Organism: Bactrocera tryoni
Lineage: Eukaryota; Metazoa; Arthropoda; Insecta; Diptera; Tephritidae
Gene: grnd
Product: protein grindelwald
Exons: 3
Coding region: 1214-1933 (239 amino acids)
Source: RefSeq, a predicted model, not a curated record